CUCGUAGGUCUGAUGAGACAGAGAGAGAGAGAGAGAGAGAGAGAGAGAGAGAGAGAGAGAAGGAGAGAGAGAGAGAGAACGAGCGAGAGAAAGAGAGAGGUUAGGAGCUCGGUACGCAUCCUGCUCCAGAUGGUGAUUUAAACGCAGACAGAAGGCUACAGAGGGGAUAGAGGAGAGAAUCAUAAGACUACACACUAGACCCGCGAGCUCAAAAUAAUCGAAAACUGCAAGACUAACCAAAACACGAAAUGAGCGAAAACAAAGAGAAGCAUUUAUGCACUCGAAAUAUGGUUAACGCUUUGGACUGACUGGAGUUGACAAUAGCAUCUAAAGCCAAUUGUUUCAGGGGAAUGAUCGGUCCUCGAUGCAUGAACAGUUGGAGGAUUGGUUGGCAGUGACGGUCUCAGAAGCGUGGUGUACACUGAGCUAAAUCAAGUGAUUAAUUCAACUUUGACAUUAUCAAACAAAAGGAGACUCAUUUUACGGAUAUAUAAAGACUUUACAUUAUGAACUAAUGCCAAACAACGGUUUUAAACUCGUCAACUGAGGAGUAGCAUUUGGAACAAGAGGAUCCAUGCCAAAUUUUAUUUCAUCUUUUUACAUUGGAGGUACCGCGCGCAUCGGCAAAGGAUUUGUUAAGUCUAUUCUCUGACAAUUUUAACAUUUCACAGUAUUGAUAUUUUGUAUCCUAUCACUUUGCCUGUGGUGAGCACAAAUGUUGGUACAAUAGCUGAAUCAACAAUCUUUGAAGGUUUCUUUACCGUGAGCCAAUCCAUUCUAACAGAAAAUGAGAUAUAAAGUCACAGUUCACAUUUAGAUAACUGAGAGAAGUUGUGAUUUUUUUCCUCUCAAAACUGUUGGUUUUUAGCAUCGAAAACGGACAGCAAACCAAAGACUUCUAUGUGCUAAAGGAUCACAAAGCUAUAGCUUUGCGAAAUAUUUUUCAAUUUAUAAAAGUGAAUUACCUCAUCAUUUAUUGAACCGAAAAGUCAACACCGCUUUGAAUCCAAAGGAAACCAAUAUAUUUUUCGGGUUUGACUGUAACUGUCGACCUGAUAUAUUUUUCUCUCUUUCAAUACUAUCUUUAAUUUACAAAGAGAAGGAAUAACACCUUUAUGAAUGGUGUUCAAUAUCUUCGAAGGCUUUAUCCUUUCUUCCAAAUAAUGAGGAUCGGGGCAUUAUAAUCGUGAUUUUUUGGUCUGGAUUAUCUUCGCUGCAAUUACCUCAGCCUGACCUCGACCUUUACAAAGUAACACAGAACAGAAGGUUGGAACGAUGCCCGAUUCACCUGCUGAUGUCAAAACCCAGCCCAGGUCGACUCCUCCCACCAUGCCACCUCCACCCCCGGCCGUCAGCCAGGCAGCCAAUCGCAACGCUUCAUUUACACCCACCACCAGUAAGUCAAUGCUGAACGGGAGCAGUCACUCGAGUCACUCGCCCACGUCGCUCAACGGCGCUCCCUCCACGCCCAACGGGUUCAGCAACGGCCCGGCCAUGUCAUCCACCGCCUCCCUGUCCAACCAGCAGCUGCCGCCGGCCUGCGGCGCCCGUCAGCUCUGCAAGCUCAAGCGCUUCCUCACCACGCUGCAGCAGUUCGGCAACGACAUUUCACCCGAGAUCGGAGAGCGAGUCCGUAGCCUGGUGCUGGGCCUGGUGAAUUCAACCCUCACCAUAGAGGAGUUCCACUCCAAACUCCAGGAGGCUACAAACUUCCCGCUGCGCCCCUUCGUCAUUCCAUUCCUCAAGGCCAACCUCCCCCUGCUGCAGAGGGAGCUGCUCCACUGUGCUCGGAUGGCCAAGCAGACACCCGCUCAGUAUCUGGCCCAGCACGAGCAGCUGCUGCUGGACGCCAAUGCCAGCUCGCCCCUGGACUCCUCUGAGAUCAUGAUGGAGAUCAACGAGCAUGGCAAGAGGAGAACCCCCGACAGGACCAAAGACUCAGACCGAGACGGCCACCACCCGGAGCACCUGGCCAAAAGGCCAUGCACCAUCAGCCCGAGUCAACGCUUCAGCCCCAGCACCGGCCUGCCGGCCCACCCGCCCCCCAACGGCCUGCCCACGCACCCGCCCAACGGCCUGCCUCACCCCAACCCCCCUGCCCCCCAGCACUACCGCCUGGAGGACAUGGCCCUGGCCCACCACUACCGGGACGCCUACCGCCACACCGCGGAGCACCGCGAGGCCAGGGACCGGCAUCGGCAGACAGCUGUCCACGGAGCACGCCAGGAGGAAGUGAUCGAUCACCGCCUGACGGACCGGGAGUGGGCCGAGGAGUGGAAGCACCUGGAUAAUGUACGUGUCGCUGGGCUGCUCAACUGCAUCAUGGACAUGGUGGAGAAAACCCGACGCUCCCUCACCGUGCUGCGCCGCUGCCAGGAGGCCGACCGCGAGGAGAUGAACCACUGGAUCCGGCGCUAUAGCGAUGUGGAGGAUAUGAAAAAAGGUGGGAGCAACGGUCAGCCACGCCCUCCUCCUCCUCCUCCACCUCCUCACAACUCCUCCUCCAACACUCCCAACAACGUUGAGACACUGCAGUCCAUAGAGAUCCACAGGGACUUCCUGCACAGGCCUGCAUCCGGCUACCUACCUGAGGAGAUCUGGAGGAAGGCUGGUACUACAAGUAUCCCGCUCUCCCCAGCACUAAAACAGCUCCAAAACAAGCAGGAGGAGGCAGUGAAUGAGGUGAAGAGACAGGCCAUGUCGGAGCUGCAGAAGGCUGUGUCGGACGCAGAAAGGAAGGCCCAUGAGAUGAUCUCUGCUGAGAGGUCCAAGAUGGAGCGAGCGUUGGCUGAGGCAAGGAAACAGGCCUCCGAGGACGCACUGACUGUCAUCAAUCAGCAGGAGGACUCCAGCGAAUCUCUCCAGAGCUGCUGGAACUGUGGACGCAAGGCCAGUGAGACGUGCAGCGGCUGCAACACGGCGCGCUACUGUGGCUCCUUCUGCCAGCACAAGGACUGGGAGAAGCACCACCAUGUCUGCGGCCAGGGCCUGCAGGGCCUCCCCGGGGGCAGCAGCGUUCCUCUGGGGACCCCCUCCUCCGGCGCGCCCCCAACGCACUCAGAGAGCAGCCCACCCGGUCCCCUGUCCCAGGCUGGAGGCGGCGGCGGGGGAGGCAGUGUCUCAGGCAGUCCCAAGGAGGCUAGCUCCAGCUCCAGCAGUGCCUCGCGAUCCACCACCCCGGCCACCCCUGCACUGUUGGACGCUACCUCCCGCUGACGCCGCCCCGCCCGGCCCCGCCCGGCCACGCCCAGUCACUCCCACUGAUGCUACAGUACAGCCACCCUGCGUCCUAAACAAACUGAGGAAUCUCCAUUGAUCGCACUGCGCCCCCCUGCUUCAUCUGAACUGCACCUGUAGUGCUCCCGCCGUGAAUACCGCGCCGUCGACUACUUCUUAGCUACCUGAAGGCCUCGUUUCUCAAACCCCUUCUCAACCCCCUCCCCCCAACCCCCAAAAGAUACCGUUCUGACUGUCUCUCAGCCACACAGACUUGCUCGCUGUCAUACUCAAAACAACUUAAGGGGUCCACACUAGUGUUUAGCAUGGAUAGGGCUUACUUUACUCAAUGCUCAAUUAAAACUGGCGCCGAAGCAGAACUUUCUGGUACAAUUUCCUAGUACAAAAAAAGCGCAAGGGUUGAUAUUUAAACUUCAAGAAUGUUGAGUGAAGAUAAGCUUUGUUCUAUGCCAGAAUGUAGCCUCAUUAUCAUCAGACCAGUCAAUGCUGUGUAUGUAGGGGGCUUUGCAUUGCAUGAGACCCAUUGGGGUACCACACGUAUUGGGGUAAAGCAACCGCGAAGAGGACAUAUCUACAUUAAGCACUUGGAGAGGUUUUCCCUUUAACACAGCAUUAGUGGGUGAAUGCUUACACUUCAGCAUGUGCACUAACAGCCCUGACCUCUGACCUGUGUCUGUAGAACAGGCUUCUCUGUGUACUGGGUCUGGACAUGUCCUGAUGGAUGUCCCUGAUCCAACAAUCCAGACACCAGUUGGGGUGCCCCUCUUUUGAUGGAGGAGAGGCAAUAUGAUACACUCAUGGUGCGAUGUAUUCCUCAGAAACUCUUCCACAAUACGGCUAAUUAUUUAUCUGACGUUUCAUUUUUUGGCUUUAAGAAGACAAAGAAAGUAAAAAUAUUCUAAAUAACUAAUAAUAAUAGUGAGAGAACGAAACCUGUUAACUACCUUGCUAGCGAGCCAAGAAAACCUGCACCGGACUCACCUCUCCGAUGUAAACCCAAAUGAAUUCAAAGAAGAAGAAAACACACAUGAUCCAAACCUUUUUAUUACACUGCCAAAGUUACUAAGAGACAAGGAAGAAGCACUCAUCUUGUAACCAAACGCAAGCAACUUCACCUCCUCAGCAGAAAAGCCAGUCCUGGGAGAUAUAGGCUGUAGAGUGGCAGCACCACUCACCCAGAAACUCAAACUGUAGCUGGCCUCUUUCAGCCUGGGAAUACCCACAGUGAUUCCACUGGAUGACUGAGAGGGAAUCCUGAGUGAACAUUUGAAACAACUGCUACAAAGACAAUGUAAAGGAAAGACGCUGAUACUGUGCGUGUAUGAAUGGCAACAGAAUGGACUAAGAAACAGCGACUCGGCCUCAAGAAGAAGAUGAACGGCAUUGGAACUGCCAAAAAGAACCUCAAAAGAACUGAAAACCCUGUCCAAGCAAGCGUUGUACAGUACGGAUAAGACUUUUUGUUAGUAAUUGUGCUUUUUAGCUCUAAGAAGAGGAGACGUUUCAGUUAGUCGUACCUUUUCAUCCACCCUCCUCCUUUUCCAAAGCAUGACAAACAGACUGACGAGCCUCAUAAGUGGUGUAGGCUCGGUUCACUUCUCUCUCUUUCUACCUCCCCCCAUCAUCCUGUAUGUUUCUCCCUCAGAAACCCCCCCGCCUCUCAGUCAACCCUGCCCCCAUUUGGACACGACCUCUGAGCAGAUAUCUAGAAAGGGAUCAAACCUGCUUGUAGAUAUUCCUUUGUUUUGUUUCUUGAUAUGUCUCUGUCUCUGGUGUCCACCUGUGCUGCCCUUGUUCCUUUUCAGAAAGAGUGACUUUGUUUUAUCUUCUUUUUAUGUUUGGGCUGAACAUUGAAGCAGGAGCAAGGACUAUAGGAGAGAAAGCCCCAUAUUGUACUUAUUGUUCAAUUUGUUGUAUCUAUAUCAAUGAAAAGAAAAUCCUCUUGUAGAAUAUUUUAUAUUGCUCGCAUUGUAAGACAGUGAGAGGACGGAGGUGCAAUAUGAAGAGAAUUCAGCUACUGAAUGGAACCUCAGCAACUGCCCAUAGGGUGUCAUAUAAUAUAGAUACAUAUAAAUAUAUUUAAAAUAACAUCAGUAACUUAAUGUGAAUGUACAUAGUAUUUAAAGAGGUCCAAAAAUGUGUUUGCCAAAUAACAGAAACCUUUAAAGUACAAUGUCCAGAAUAUGAUUUCUUUCCAGUUCAUUUUUUAAUCAAAGGAAUUGUCAUUGCUCAUAAAUUCUUCUACCAGAUUAGCCGUCUGUCGAGUGUGUAAUCUCAGAAAGAUGAGGAGGGAUCUUGGCAGCGAUAGUGGUUUUCUUCUGGAGUUACAGUUCUUAUAGUUCCCUCUAUGGUUAAUACAUUAGACUGCUGACUGACGCCCUUCAAGAGGAACCAGCUACGUGUUCAGCAGGGAUAUGAAAGACAUCCGCGCCUUCAGUUCUCAUGAUCGGCCCAAGGUGGUUUUAAAGCGAAAGAGCGUCUUAUCACACAUUGAUUCUAAACGUGUCCUAGUGUGAGGCCAGGUUACUCUCCCACUCUGGAUGCUGGGUCCAGAAAUGUCAUUUGAAUUUGUGUGAAACAUUGCCAUCCGUUGGGCUGAAGUGCCACUGCAGAGCUCCACCUUCCACACUAAAACCCUGUGGAAGGGUCCCUAAACAGAUCCACGAGCCUGCACACGUGUCUGAAAGUCUGGCUUUACCGGGCCAUGACAGUUCCAACUCUUUUUACUGGUUAACUGUUCUUAUUCCAUCCAUGAAGUAGUUUCAGAAGGUGCGGUCUCAGUCCGUUCUCUUUAUGAAGAGGUCAGGAUCCUAAUAGGCGAAAGGCACUCAGAAUUUGGGAGAGUUGGCACAAAGUCUUCGCCAUCACAGACCAAUAUGGAAGGCCAUCUUAAAACACGUUACGUUUACAACCACCCUUCUGUACAGGUGCUGCAGUAAUGUCCUAAUGAUCUCCAUUCAAGUUCCAAUAUCAAGCUCAAAGAGCCUUCAUUGCAUUAAAUAGUCUCUAGCUACCAAGUUCAAGUUAAUUAGAUAAUAAUCCCUAACCAUUUGGUCACAUACCACUAAAAAGGACCAAACUUGAAGGAGCUUUUGUGUUUUGUUUUAUUUUUUACUGUUACAAGUGUGGUCUGCCAGGCUCUUUCACAUUUAAAACCUAGAGUGGCAUACUGACUCAGACACAAUUAGAUGUCUAUUAACAUUGAGUGUGUUUAAUUUAUCACAUAAUGUACAUGAUCUAUUUUCCUAUUAUGUCAGUUUAAAAAAGUAAUAUAUUCAACUUUGAAAUGUGAUAAGCUGCGAGGUACCCCGCAUUCUGUGUCCUGAACUAUAUGUUAGCUGUGUGUUGACUUCAGCCUCUUGGUGUUACUAACCCUCGUCAGCCCUCCGCUCCUCUUCUUCCUCUAACACCCACUACAGUGUCCCUCCUGACCCACCCCACCCACCACUUCAAAAGCUACCUCCUGUUAAGCUCAAGCUACAGCACAUGACUGGGAGAGGCCACUGGGCUUUGGAAGCAGGGCUGCUAGCAGACACGCAAACCCACACAAACCACAGAGCAAAAUAUCAUCACCGGUUACUUUAAUUCACAACAUUAUUCUCCAGUGCGCCACCCUAAGAUGACUUUGCUGUUUUAGAUUUUCAUAAAGGUUUCACUGUCCGGCGUUCCGAUGUGCAGUAAUUUCUUAGUACCCAAGCUGAACGUAAAACCAUGACAUGCCAUUUGUAGUCCAAAACGAAUAAAAGCACAGACCAAAGUAUUUCUGCAUGGCUGUAGAUUUUGAAAUUGUGUGAAGUAAGAACUGAUAAGAGGCUUGAGGCCAACUAUACCUGUUAACCAAAGUGUCUGAAAUGAACCAUCCUCAUAGCACAAGACAAAACAAACAACCAAUGCAUCUGUGAAGGUUGAGAUUUGUAGAUUAUUCAUUCAAGCAAUCAAAGCGCUUGUUUCUACAUAUCUAAUGCCUCAGGUAAGACUACAGAAACAUCUCCUCCAGAAUGCAUAAUGAUUGCUUUGAGUGUUCUUACAAAAAAGCCUUGCUAACCGACAGAAUAGAUGCAUGGUGUGUGUUUUUGUGUGCGUGUGUGUGUGUGUGUGUGUGUGCUAGUUCUUCUCAUUUCACCGUUUAUCUGUACAAACUACUUGAACUUUCAGAGCUUUAAUCAAACAUCACAGGCAGAAUAAUGACAGUAGCAGUGUGACCUCUUCACACUGAAAGGGUAAAGACAGAUCGAACAGAUUCUCCAGGACAUUUCAAUACACAUCCUUUAACGCUCUCUGUGUGCUUUGCUUGUCUGCGACACAACCCCUGAAACACAACAACCCGUGCAUUUGUCACAACAUGAGGCGGAUAUAAAGUAUAUUUUUACUGACCAAAAUUCAACCAAAAAAAAAAGUGUUUGUAACAUGGAUCACGCCAUCUCUCAUUGUUUGUGUCCUUUCUUUAGCCCAGGAUUCAGGGCACUUGUUAUCUGGGCUGGCCUGUGCAGGGCUUGACACUACAGGACAUGGACAUGUAAGCAGACCCUGAAGGACAGCUGAAGCGGGGUUAGCAUGCUGAGUACCUGUUCUGUGUGAAAAAGUGUAAUUUAAGAAGGUCGACCAGGUUCCUGGUUUGGUCUCCCAGGAAAGGUUUCAGAUUCUGGACGUGGAAUGAUAGGAGAUUAACUGUGUGCGCAGUCUUCUAUUUCAUUCAUGCCCUGGGAAGACACAUGUCAACAUGGGGUAUUAUGAGCAUGAGGACUGUUUCUGUCUCUGAUGUGAAAUCCACAAACCCUGGAGUUCUCCUAGGUGAAGACUGUCCUUUAUCCACACAUACAGAUGACUUUCUUGUCUCUUUAGGUUUGUAAUACGGCAAACGUAAGGAGGGCAAAUUCUGUUUUCAAAGGCAAAUAAUAGCAUGUUGGCAUCAGCCUUUUUGAAACAUUUACCCCCAAUUUACCAAUGGAGUUUCAUGGCUCAUCUGAUUCAGUGACUGAUUGCCCUGUGGAACCACACUGAUAUGAAGCUGAGGUGGCAAAAGAGGAUGCAGCACUUAGUGGCCCCAAAGUCAUGGUAGGCAAUGGUGUUUUUUUUACAUUAUUACUUUGAGACAAAGGAUUGAUUUUAUGUGUAGGGAAGCAUUACUGUAUUGUGCAAUACAUUAUUACAGAAAAAAUAUAUGUUUCUGUAGGAAAGGUUGGCGCUUCGAAGGACAUGUUGUUCUUUUCCUCUUUAAGGGUCCUGUUACCAUUCUUUAGAUGAAGUGAACUGUGCCAGAAGAAUUUAAUUCUGUUUUUUAUUUAUUUCUUGCAUGCUACCUUCCCUUUUUGCUAUUCCCCUUCUUUAACUGUGCGCUAUGUUGGACGUGUGAAGCUGUAAACAUUCUAAUUCAGGUUAUUGUCUGUGUUAAGCUAUGUAACUGUGUAAUUAAAAAGGAAAUGAAAUAUCAA
This is a messenger RNA of Esox lucius (northern pike), 8669 nucleotides long. RefSeq names its product CBFA2/RUNX1 partner transcriptional co-repressor 3 (gene cbfa2t3). Gene Ontology annotation, biological process: negative regulation of DNA-templated transcription; DNA-templated transcription. NCBI's taxonomy places the organism in Eukaryota, Metazoa, Chordata, Actinopteri, Esociformes, Esocidae. The coding region runs from base 1276 to 3216 and encodes 646 amino acids. The record is from RefSeq and is a predicted model, not a curated record. Gene Ontology annotation, cellular component: nucleus. The transcript has 12 exons. Gene Ontology annotation, molecular function: transcription corepressor activity.